AUGGGUGUCAGACUCGACUGCUCAAGAGAAGAAAUUGAGCCGGUAAGGAUGCUUGAUCCGUUUUUCCUGCAAGGCAGUUGUCCUGCGACAAGGCCGUAUGUUUACACCAGCGACACUGAAGUAAAACGUCUCGACCUGACGGACUGGGCACCACCAAAGGGUCUACGAAGUAGAGGUCGCAUGGCGCUUGUGGGAGAUGCCUUGCAUCCCAUGGCCAUGUAUCGUGGUGAGGGGGCGAACCAUGCCAUUUUGGACGUACUCGAGUUUGCGCAACAGGUUUUUCCGUACCUGGAAGAUACGACUGCGGAGUUGCGGAAUGCCAUUGACAGAUACGAGGGCUUGGUGAUUGCGGUGUUUGCUUCUCGGCAAGCGUGUAUCGAUGCGCAGUGGUGGGAACGAAUCAGUGGCAACAGUCCUCUGUUGAGCAGACGAACUCCCAAUGUGGACUUCGAGGAGGAAGAUGUUCGUACAAGGUCCCACUGA
This is a messenger RNA of Neurospora crassa OR74A, 483 nucleotides long. RefSeq lists its product as hypothetical. The record is from RefSeq and is a predicted model, not a curated record. NCBI's taxonomy places the organism in Eukaryota, Fungi, Ascomycota, Sordariomycetes, Sordariales, Sordariaceae. The transcript is spliced from 3 exons. Bases 1 to 483 code for a protein of 160 amino acids.